CGCCGUGCAGAGGAGCCUCACGACCAGGCUUCCUGUCUUUUCAUUUACGAACAUCUGUGAAGGCAAAGCAAGACUCUCUUCUUCACUAGGUACCUGUUUGCAAAGUCUCGAGCCCUCAUAUACACACACCUGUGCAAGAAGCAGAGUGAAGGAAGGACUGGCCAGAGGCUCAGAUUCCCAACCAACAAGAGCUCAAGGAGACCACCAUGUGCCGAGCCAUCUCUCUUAGGCGCUUGCUGCUGCUGCUGCUGCAGCUGUCACAACUCCUAGCUGUCACUCAAGGGAAGACGCUGGUGCUGGGGAAGGAAGGGGAAUCAGCAGAACUGCCCUGCGAGAGUUCCCAGAAGAAGAUCACAGUCUUCACCUGGAAGUUCUCUGACCAGAGGAAGAUUCUGGGGCAGCAUGGCAAAGGUGUAUUAAUUAGAGGAGGUUCGCCUUCGCAGUUUGAUCGUUUUGAUUCCAAAAAAGGGGCAUGGGAGAAAGGAUCGUUUCCUCUCAUCAUCAAUAAACUUAAGAUGGAAGACUCUCAGACUUAUAUCUGUGAGCUGGAGAACAGGAAAGAGGAGGUGGAGUUGUGGGUGUUCAAAGUGACCUUCAGUCCGGGUACCAGCCUGUUGCAAGGGCAGAGCCUGACCCUGACCUUGGAUAGCAACUCUAAGGUCUCUAACCCCUUGACAGAGUGCAAACACAAAAAGGGUAAAGUUGUCAGUGGUUCCAAAGUUCUCUCCAUGUCCAACCUAAGGGUUCAGGACAGCGACUUCUGGAACUGCACCGUGACCCUGGACCAGAAAAAGAACUGGUUCGGCAUGACACUCUCAGUGCUGGGUUUUCAGAGCACAGCUAUCACGGCCUAUAAGAGUGAGGGAGAGUCAGCGGAGUUCUCCUUCCCACUCAACUUUGCAGAGGAAAACGGGUGGGGAGAGCUGAUGUGGAAGGCAGAGAAGGAUUCUUUCUUCCAGCCCUGGAUCUCCUUCUCCAUAAAGAACAAAGAGGUGUCCGUACAAAAGUCCACCAAAGACCUCAAGCUCCAGCUGAAGGAAACGCUCCCACUCACCCUCAAGAUACCCCAGGUCUCGCUUCAGUUUGCUGGUUCUGGCAACCUGACUCUGACUCUGGACAAAGGGACACUGCAUCAGGAAGUGAACCUGGUGGUGAUGAAAGUGGCUCAGCUCAACAAUACUUUGACCUGUGAGGUGAUGGGACCUACCUCUCCCAAGAUGAGACUGACCCUGAAGCAGGAGAACCAGGAGGCCAGGGUCUCUGAGGAGCAGAAAGUAGUUCAAGUGGUGGCCCCUGAGACAGGGCUGUGGCAGUGUCUACUGAGUGAAGGUGAUAAGGUCAAGAUGGACUCCAGGAUCCAGGUUUUAUCCAGAGGGGUGAACCAGACAGUGUUCCUGGCUUGCGUGCUGGGUGGCUCCUUCGGCUUUCUGGGUUUCCUUGGGCUCUGCAUCCUCUGCUGUGUCAGGUGCCGGCACCAACAGCUUCCCCCCCUCCCCCCUCCAAGGGGCACCUCCCUCCUGGAGGACUGGGACCCUCACGACUACUCUCCUUGUCCCUGGGCAGCGCCAGGCAGCACGAAUGUCUCAGAUCAAGAGGCUCCUCAGUGAGAAGAAGACCUGCCAGUGCCCCCACCGGAUGCAGAAGAGCCAUAAUCUCAUCUGAGGCCUAGGCCCCACCUGCAGCCCACCACCUGCGUCCUGUCUCAUCGCCCGAGGCCUGGGGACCAGAUGAAUGUAGCAGACACGCUGCCUCCGGCCUUCUGCUCUCCUCUUCCACAACCGGCCACGGUUUCCCUCCCUCUGUUCCCAAGCCUGUCUGUCUGCAGAGCUUGCCCUCUGCGUUUCAGACACUCAAGCACACCCCAUCAGCUUAUUUAUUCUUCGCUGCUGCCUUUCUGCCAGAGCCUCGGCCCUUCUCGGACUAAGGUCCUGGAACCUUUUUCCAGCUGUCUGCUUGGAUCAAAGGGCAGUGUAUAGCACCUGGCACGGAUGGUGGGACUGGUGUCUGGAAAUACACAGCACAGUUUACGAGAGGGCUCUGGGACCAAGCUGAGUGGGGCAGGGAGGGCCGGGAGGUUGUGCAUGUCACACAUGAAGCAUGUCAGGGGCAAAUGAAGACUGAGAGGCUGCGGGAGUCAGCCUCAGCUUCCCAUGAUGCCUGCUUCUCUUUUGAAUUUGCAAGACCAGACUCACAUUCUAACCAGUGCACCAACACACAUCCAAGCCACACACCUGUCCAUAUAUCCAAACAGCAUAUCUUAAUUCAUAAGCCACUUUAAUGUCCCAGGCAUUCGACCCUUACAAAAACCUUACAAGUGGAUGAGCGGUAAAAAGCCUCAUGAACUGAGUGGAAGGAGAGGAUUAACUCUUGAAAGUUGUCCCCUAUGUAUGUACCAUGACCCUCAUGUGUACACAACACACACACACACACACACACAUACACACACGAACACACGCAUGUUGCACACAUGCAUGCACGCUGAAAUCCUACAAGCUGACAGUGAUGACUAAGAUGGCAGAGAUAACCAGUCAUCCCUAGUGAAAUGGAACUUGGUUGAAUGACUACCCAAGGUUACCCAGCUAACAAGUGCUGAUGUCAGGGCCAACCCAGGGCUCCUGAUCCCUAGAGCCAAGCCACUACAUGGAACACAGGGAUGAAUACCACACAGAUCUCUGGAGCUAGUUCCAGGCCCUCGGUAUACACACACACACACACACACACACACACUGGAGCGCAGCCCCUGGCAGAGAUCUUGAGAGGAUGGAGGAGCCAUUCUGGUUUCAAAUCCCUCCUUGAUCACUGCUGUUCUCACCCCCCCCUCCUUCCCCCAAAACCCUAGUUCUCUUAGAGUGAGGCUGGGAGAGAUGCACAGAGACCUGCCGCAGUGUGUGCAGAGCCUGGGAAGUGGACCAUGCUGGGGUCCUUUAUGGAGAGAGCAUUGUGGCAGGUGGCUGUGCCUUCCAUCCAGGAGGUCAGGGGUCUAAGGGCUCUCCCUGAGAGUCUUGAUCUGUUUCUCAUAGAUCCACAGCCUCCUCUGCCUCUGUCGUUUGCCUGCUUCAGCACUUCCUUCCCCUUUUUUCCUCUUUUCUUCCCAGCUGGCCUCUUCUAGAAACAUCCCUUCCCCACUUCUCUUCAUUAUUCACUUCUUAUUUUUGCCCACUCCCCACUCCUGCUUCCUGAGCUGACAGAAAAAUAAAGGCUAUAAAUAAAA
Molecule: messenger RNA, 3211 nt
Organism: Mus musculus (house mouse)
Lineage: Eukaryota; Metazoa; Chordata; Mammalia; Rodentia; Muridae
Gene: Cd4
Product: CD4 antigen
Exons: 10
Coding region: 207-1607 (466 amino acids)
Biological process (GO): interleukin-15-mediated signaling pathway; T cell selection; positive regulation of T cell activation
Cellular component (GO): membrane; external side of plasma membrane; plasma membrane
Molecular function (GO): coreceptor activity; protein tyrosine kinase binding; interleukin-16 receptor activity
Source: RefSeq, a predicted model, not a curated record